AUGGCUGAAGCUGAAAAUAAGUUAAAUGAAGGAAAUGAUGCUUCCAAUAAUCUGCAUAGAUUAAUGAAGACCAAUGAGGGACUGGCAUUGCUACCUUCAUACAGGAAGCAACUUCUGGUUCUUGGCUGGCUUGCCUCUGUAGCUGGUGUUCCAGGCUCCCAAGAAGCCAUUACAUCAGCCAAGGAGGGUGACCCCCCAAAAGAGGCAUGCACAUCAGCAAGGACAGACAUAUAUUCCAAAUUACUUACACCAGUCAAAACUGAUGCUGCUUCCAAAGAAACUGAUGCAUCAGCCAAAGCUGAUGCUGCCUCCGAAGAGGUUGAUGCAUCAGCCAAGGCUGAUGCUGCCUCCAAAGAGGCCAAGGCUGGUGCGCCAGCCAAAGCUGAUGCUGCCUCCAAAGAGGCUGGUGCACCAACCGGAGCUGAUGCUGCCUCCGAAGAGGCCAGUGCUCCAGCCAAAGCUGAUGCUGCCUCCGAAGAGGUUGAUGCAUCAGCCAAGGCUGAUGCUGCCUCUAAAGAGGCCAGUGCACCAGACAAAGUUGAUGCUGCCUCCAAAGAGGCUGGUGCGCCAGCCAAAGCUGAUGCUGCCUCCAAAGAGGCUGGUGCACCACCCGAAGCUGAUGCUGCCUCCGAAGAGGCCAGUGCUCCAGCCAAAGCUGAUGCUGCCUCCGAAGAGGCCGGACCCAAUUAUAUGCCCAUAUUCCUGACAGUAAAAACACCUCCUGGGUCUCGGCACGUACUGUUUCACUUUAUAUCUGUACCAAGCUGCUUUGACAAAAUUUGGUAA
This is a messenger RNA of Macrobrachium nipponense, 786 nucleotides long. Its product is annotated as skin secretory protein xP2-like. The record is from RefSeq and is a predicted model, not a curated record. Lineage: Eukaryota; Metazoa; Arthropoda; Malacostraca; Decapoda; Palaemonidae. The transcript is spliced from 5 exons. Bases 1 to 786 code for a protein of 261 amino acids.